CUCCUCCCAUGCGCAUCCACCGCGCGCUCUAAUGACCAGGAAACAGGUUUGUCACUUAUGUCUCUUUUAUCUCUCUCUCGGACAGUACAGUAAUGAACUUAAAACAGCUCGUUUUCGGCGUGUGGUUACUGGGUUUGGUUGAAGAUGUUGCGGUCCACGGGAAGCGCAAUGCGAAAACGGUGACUUUCUCCCGGACUCCGCGCGGAUACUGGAGACGCAAACGGGACACCUGGACGUCGGGACAAGCGCUUUUCACAGUGUGCAAGUCACCCCUGUCUCCAAAAAACCACGAGCUUCUGCUCGACCAUACACACGAGACUGGUUUUCAUGGCGAUGACGGAUCCAGUUUUACGCUCGCAUGGGUUGGCGAUGGAACUGGGAUUAUUCUGGUACUUUCCACUGUCAGUGUACCGUCAGACUUGUUUUAUGAAGGCGGUUCCACGCGCCUUUACAGAAGUGAAGACUUCGGAAAGUCUUUCCAUGACAACUCCCAUGCCAUCAACAACACUUUUAUAAAGAAGGACUUUGGGAUUUGCGCCGGACCUGGCAACCCUCAGCAGGUGAUUCUUACGGCCAACGUACCGUUUACACAGACCCCAGGAGGUGUCAUUUUUACCUCGAUGGAUGCAGGCAGGAAAUUUAGAUCAGUGCAACUUCCAUUUCACCCAGCACAGGCGAUACAGUUCCAUUACCAGGACCCAAAAUAUCUUGUGGCCAUCAGCAUUGAUGAUGGGCUAUGGCUCUCACAAGACUUUGGGAACACUUGGUCUGAAGUUCACGAAGGAGUUCAAACUUUCACAUGGGGUUCUGGAAUCACUCUUUUUUUCAGUUCAAGCCCAAAAGGAGCAGUGGAGGCAGCAAGACGAGGUGAGCUUAUUCUAAGACGGACACAGGAUUUUGGCCAAACAUUCACCACCAUCGCCAAGAACAUCUUUUCCUUCGGCUACAUCGGCGGCUUCCUUUUUACCUCCGUCAUGGAAAAACUGGGUUCUCCUCGAGUUAUCUAUGUGUCGUCAGACCAGGGUGACCAUUUUAAUAAAGCUCAGCUCCCAUCAGCCACUACAGAACAAUUCUACUCGGUUCUGGAUGGAGACGAGGACAUGAUCUUCAUGCAUGUGGACAACCCAGGAGACACAUAUUUUGGGACAAUCUACACCUCGGACGAUCGUGGAAUCCUGUAUUCCAAGUCUCUGGAGCGCCACCUGUUCGGUGGGGAGGCAAAGAGCGAUUUCACUAACGUGACCUCGCUAAGAGGGGUCUAUUUUACCAACAUACUGGAUGAAGAUGGACUCAUUCGCUCAGUCAUUUCGUUUGACAGAGGUGGACAGUGGAGAUUUCUGAAGAAGCCAGAGAAUGUGGAAUGCCCAGAAAACACAAAGAAGCAAUAUAUGAAGCAGUGUAACCUUCAUAUCCAUGGAGAGCACAGUCCCAUCAGUGGAAUCACUCCCAUGCUGCCUCUCUCUGAACCCACCGCCACUGGUCUGAUCAUUGCUCAUGGUAGUGUCGGAGACUCAAUAUCAGCUUACCAGCCGGAUGUGUAUGUGUCAGGAGAUGGAGGAUACACCUGGUGGGGGACUUUGAGAGGACCACAUCUCUACAGCAUCCUGGAUUCUGGAGGUUUAAUAGUGGCCUUGGAGGCACACCGAGAGAGACAAAUCAACUCUUUAAAAUUUUCCACAGAUGAAGGCCAGUGCUGGAACAUAUUUAAUUUCACAGAUCACCCAAUCUUCCUGGCAGGCCUGGCAUCUGAGCCGGGCACUAAGACCAUGAACAUCAGCAUUUUUGGUUACCGACCAGAUGAUGAUGAUCAGCCCAUGUGGGUGGCAGUCACCGUCGACUUUGAGCAUCUGCUAACCAGAGAGUGUGAUGAAAAGGAUUAUGUGAUGUGGUUGGCUCACUCUGAAUACGGAAACGACUCAGAAACAGACGGAUGCGUCCUGGGCUACAAGGAGACGUUUCGAAGACUCAGAAAACUAUCUGCCUGUCGAAAUGGAAGAGGCUAUGUGGUCAGCAAGCAGCAGAGCCCAUGUCCCUGUACUAAAGAAGACUACAUGUGUGACUAUGGUUUCUAUCGGCACAAAGACACUUUAGAUUGUCUGCCACAGCCUGGCCUCCUGAAUCAGACUCAGGAGAUUUGCUUAAAUGGGAAUAUAGAUGAUAUUCAAACGAUAGGGUAUCGUAAGAUUCCCGGAGAUAAAUGUGAGGGUGGUUUCAAUCCUCCGAGAAAAGAAGACAUUACCAAAAAGCAUUGUGACAAACUCAGUUCAACAUCCUCAUCGAGUUUACCAAAGGGCAUGCAGGCUGUGAUUGUGGUGUGUACUUGUGUAGCACUCAUAGGUUUGGUGAUAGCUGCAGCAUUAAUCAUAAUGUCAAGGAAAAAAAACUGCAGGCGUAGGUCCCCUACUUAUCGCUUCACUGUUUUGCAACUUCAAGAAGAGGAAAUGUGUGUUAACAGUGAGAGCGGCCCCAGCAGUAAACAGAACAGUUUAGAAGGUCCGGAUGAUUCAGAUGAUGAUCUCAUCGAAUGAACAUCUUUAAACUCAGCAAACCAACAUCUGUACUCAAGCCCAUAACUGGAAAAGAAAAAAAUAAGUACAACCAAAAGUGACUGUGAUCUGUCUGUGAAACAAUGCAUUGCUCAGGCGAAACAAUUUAUUGUUUCCUUCUAUGAAAUGUUAUAUGCAGUUAUUCUACAAUAAUUUAUUGUCACACAUGAAUUUACUUUCAACCUCUUUGUAUUUUGCACUGGAAUCAUUCCUUAAAGCUGCUUCUGGUAAUCCUCCCUGAGCUCUGGCAUAGUUUGACUAUGUGAUUUCAAGAAAGACUAAUCUACUGUUUUUGAAUUGUAAAUAAAUCACAAUGCAAUCUUUGAAA
Messenger RNA from Triplophysa dalaica, 2874 nucleotides. Its product is annotated as sortilin. The coding region runs from base 93 to 2528 and encodes 811 amino acids. Gene Ontology annotation, cellular component: membrane; Golgi apparatus. The record is from RefSeq and is a predicted model, not a curated record. Gene Ontology annotation, biological process: Golgi to endosome transport; vesicle organization; endocytosis. Lineage: Eukaryota; Metazoa; Chordata; Actinopteri; Cypriniformes; Nemacheilidae. The transcript is spliced from 21 exons. Gene Ontology annotation, molecular function: protein binding.